Mesitornis unicolor (brown roatelo) is the source of this 734-nucleotide messenger RNA. Its product is annotated as proto-oncogene tyrosine-protein kinase Yrk-like. The record is from RefSeq and is a predicted model, not a curated record. The transcript has 6 exons. Gene Ontology annotation, biological process: cell differentiation; protein phosphorylation; innate immune response. Gene Ontology annotation, molecular function: ATP binding; signaling receptor binding; non-membrane spanning protein tyrosine kinase activity. Lineage: Eukaryota; Metazoa; Chordata; Aves; Mesitornithiformes; Mesitornithidae. The annotation marks the transcript as partial. Gene Ontology annotation, cellular component: extrinsic component of cytoplasmic side of plasma membrane.
AGUAUAACGAUGGGUUGUGCCAUCUGCUCACCCGCCCGUGCCCCACUAUGACGCCCCAGACCCUGGGAUGGACGUGGAAUGGCACCACCAAGGUGGCGGUAAAGACGCUGAAGCCGGGCACCAUGUCACCCGAGGCCUUCCUGGAAGAGGCGCAGAUCAUGAAGCGGCUGCGGCACGACAAGCUGGUGCAGCUCUACGCCGUCGUGUCCGAGGAGCCCAUCUACAUCGUCACCGAAUUCAUGAGCCAGGGCAGUUUGCUGGAUUUCCUGAAGGACGGUGACGGCCGCUACCUGAAGCUGCCCCAACUGGUGGACAUGGCUGCGCAGAUCGCAGCAGGCAUGGCCUACAUCGAGCGGAUGAACUACAUCCACCGGGACCUCCGCGCCGCCAACAUCCUGGUGGGCGACAACCUGGUGUGCAAGAUCGCUGACUUCGGCCUCGCACGCCUCAUCGAGGACAACGAGUACACGGCGCGGCAGGGUGCCAAGUUCCCCAUCAAGUGGACGGCGCCGGAGGCUGCGCUUUUUGGGAAGUUCACCAUCAAAUCGGAUGUCUGGUCCUUUGGCAUCCUCCUGACCGAGCUGGUGACCAAAGGCCGAGUGCCCUACCCAGGGAUGAACAACCGGGAGGUGCUGGAGCAGGUGGAGCGGGGGUACCGCAUGCAGUGCCCCGGGAACUGCCCCCCGUCCCUGCACGAGGUGAUGGGGCAGUGCUGGAAGCGGGAGCCCGAGGAG